CCACCAGCGUGGUAGGAAAUUCGCGUGCGAUUUCCAGACGCUAGAAACCGCAGUACGUACGCCGAUGGACAACGAGUCAUGUGGGUUUUCUCCCCUCGAUAUCUGCCGGACGCUUUUCUGCUCCACUCCAAUCUCGCUUCCAGAUUCAAACCUCUGCGUUCCAUUAAACGCCUGAUUUCCACAACGCGAGCGAGAAUGGAAAGCGGAGGAAGAAACGACCGUUUGGACAACCCAAAGUCCGAUCCAAGCAAAUCGAAGUUACAAGAAAUGCUAAGUGGCAGCUCAUCGACGGAUGAUGGGUGGGACAAAUGCUGGGAACAAGGACUAACUCCAUGGGAUUUGGGAGGGCCAACACCCGUGAUUCUGGAUCUUCUUAAGACAGGGGCCCUCCCCAAUGGAAGGGUUCUCAUCCCAGGAUGUGGCAGUGGUUAUGAUGUGGUAGCAAUUGCCAGCCCUGAGCGCUAUGUUGUAGGCUUGGACAUAUCCGAUAGUGCUAUCAAGAUAGCAAGAGAGAUGUCUUCAUCAUUGCCAAAUGCAAAUUAUUUCUCCUUUUUAAAGGCGGAUUUCUUCAUUUGGCAUCCAACUGAGUUGUUUGAUCUCAUUUUCGAUUAUACGUUCUUCUGUGCAAUUGAACCAUCCUUGAGGUCAUCUUGGGCAAGUAAAGUUAAAGAUCUUCUGAAAGCAGAUGGAGAGCUUAUUACCCUGAUGUUUCCGAUAAGCGAUCAUGUCAGAGGACCCCCUUAUAAAGUUUCUGUGGCUGACUAUGAGGGAGUAUUGCAUCCCAUGGGUUUUGAGGCUGUUUCAGUAAUAGAUAACGAGCUAGCAAUUGAGCCACGGAAGGGAAGAGAGAAGCUUGGAAGAUGGAAGAAGAGGCCUUUAAAGCACGCUUGCAUGUGAACAAUUGCAACAUUUGUAAUUGGAGGAUACCCGGUACUUGUACAACUUUUAUGAAACUGCAUAAGGUUCUUUUUCUUCGUUACCAUUUACGAAAAGAACCCAACAAUAAUAGCAAUAAUGAUGAUAAUGAUGAUGAAUUAAUGCAGAGAUUUCCAACUACCACACACAGCAGCAUGUGGCUAUAUGUGUAUGAUUUAUAUAGCAAUCUUGUAUGUGAACAAUUACAACAUUAGUUAUCGGACGAUACCCAAUACUUGUAUGACUUUUAUAAACUGUACAAGGUUCUUUUUCUUCAUUACCA
Molecule: messenger RNA, 1198 nt
Organism: Magnolia sinica
Lineage: Eukaryota; Viridiplantae; Streptophyta; Magnoliopsida; Magnoliales; Magnoliaceae
Product: probable thiol methyltransferase 2
Exons: 8
Coding region: 79-897 (272 amino acids)
Molecular function (GO): S-adenosylmethionine-dependent methyltransferase activity
Source: RefSeq, a predicted model, not a curated record